Lytechinus pictus (painted urchin) is the source of this 1956-nucleotide messenger RNA. RefSeq lists its product as uncharacterized. The transcript has a single exon. Gene Ontology annotation, biological process: DNA integration. The record is from RefSeq and is a predicted model, not a curated record. Gene Ontology annotation, molecular function: nucleic acid binding. The coding region runs from base 1 to 1956 and encodes 651 amino acids. Lineage: Eukaryota; Metazoa; Echinodermata; Echinoidea; Temnopleuroida; Toxopneustidae.
AUGAUUCUUGCUGAUGGUGGGUUUAAGGUGAAAGGCUGGACUUCCAACAUACAGCUAAAAGGUCCAGAGGCAAACGAAACGGAGAAAACUAUGAUGGAAAGUCUAGCAGAGGAAAAGGUGCUAGGAGUCUUCUGGGAUAGAGAGAAGGAUGAGUUCUCUUACAGAGUGAAAGUUGACAAGUUCAUGGAUAAGAGACUAACCAAGAGAAUCAUCCUCAGUCAGGUUGCCAGAAUCUUUGAUCCGAUUGGCUAUACAGCACCGUUUGUCAUCCGGGCUAAAAUUGGACUACAGCAACUAUGGGAAAAUGGCUAUGACUGGGAUGCAGUUCUUCCAGAUGAAUGUCAAUUGGAAUGGAAAAGAUUCUUUCAAGAAAUGGAAGAGCUCAAGGAGGUAACAUUUGAAAGAUGUCUGACUCCGAAGGAGGCAGUGGGUAAGCCGCUGCUCUGUAUCUUCAGUGAUGCUUCGAUGCAUGCCUUUGGAGCGUGUGCAUACCUGAGGUGGGAAAUGGAUGGUGGAGGCUACAUGACUAGAUUUGUGGCAGCAAAAUCACGAGUGGCACCACUCAAGCCACUAACAGUUCCACGCCUUGAGCUUCAGGCUGCAGUUCUUGCGAGUAGGUUAUAUAAGACGAUAUUGGAGGAGCUGAGGAUUGAAAUUGAGGAUGUCAUUUUAAUGACAGACAGUACGAUCGCCCUCUCGUGGAUUAGAGGUAGGGCGAAAACCUUCAAGACGUUUGUUGCAACAAGAGUGGGAGAAAUCCAGACCAGUACAGACCCCAGCAAAUGGAGACACAUCUCUGGAGAAAGCAACAUAGCAGAUGUGUUAUCAAGAGGACUGAAGGCAAGUGAGCUGGUGGGGUCAUGGCAACGGGGUCCAGACUUUCUUCAAAAGUCAGCAUUUGAUUGGCCUGACGAAGUCAAGGUUCGUGAGGACCUUCCUGAUGUUGAGAAGGAGAGGCGUAACGAGAAGACAGUUCUAAAUGUGUCUCAGAGUUAUCAUCUGAUUGAUUACGAGAGGUUCUCUAACUGGAGGAAACUGGUCAGAGUAGCAGCAUUGGGGAUAAAGUUUGUAAAGAAACUCAAGGCCAGACGGCAGAAUCAGGAAAAAGAGACCAGUAUAGAGAUUACGCCCACAGAACUAGAUGACGGAGAAAAGUACAUCAUUAGAGAUGUACAAAAUGGCAUGGAGUCUCGGAUCAAGAAAGGAGAGCUGAAGUCUUUGAGUCCGUUCAUUGAUGACUACGGUAUCAUACGGGUUGGAGGCAGGAUAGAUAAAGCAAUUACGUCAUUCAAGCAGAAGCAUCCUGCCCUGCUUCCAUAUGGACAUCAUGUUUCAAGACUGAUUACUCGUCAUGUACAUGAGACGAGUCACAGUGGAGUAGCUGCAACCAUGGCAAAGAUAAGACUGAAAUACUGGAUUCUUCAUGGUCACAAACUUGCCAAGACAGUUAAGUAUAGAUGUACCAGGUGCAGAGUGUUUCAGCACAAGACAGAGACCCAACAGAUGUCAGACCUACCAAAAGAGAGAUUGGCCCCAAGUACACCACCAUUCCACUUCACUUCAUGUGAUUAUUUAGGGCCGCUAACGGUGAAAGUGGGACGCAACAAGACAGCAAAAUAUUAUGGUGUGAUAUUCACCUGCUUGAACACUCGCGCUGUUCAUCUGGAACUGGCAGUGGAUUGUAGUACGAUGGAAUUCAUGCAGGUGCUAAGACGUUUCUUCUCUAUCAGAGGACAAUCGACGAUGAUCAUGAGCGACAAUGGUACCCAGUUCAUAGGUGCAGAACGAGAACUAAGGAAGAUGAUGGAAGGACUGUCUGACAACGAGCUGAAGGACUUUUGUGCAGAGAGAGGCACUACAUGGAAGUUUGUAACUCCAGGGGCACCACAUCAAAACGGGUGCGCUGAAUCUUUGGUCAAGAGUUGCAAGCAUGCAUUGAAAAAGGGCGUUAGGUGA